AUGCCGUCUACACCUCACGGGUACAUACGGCAAGAGUCUGACAUUGAGGACCCCUCUGAUAGUGAUGAUGAAAGUGAUGUCUAUGAUGACGGCCCUAGUGGGGACUUUGUGGAUCCCUCAAUGGUGCAGAAGGACGGCUUUUGUCAACGGCUGUGUAGAUGCUUAUGUCCUCGGAGGAAAGUGAAGGAGACGGGCUUCCGACUGGUCCGCACUGACGACCGACGAACUAAUAGACCCAUCGUUGUUGAUGAAGAUGGGGAAAUGAAGUUCCUACGGAAAGUAUCUAAUGUUGUUGCAAGCACGAAGUACACUGUGAUGUCGUUUGUGCCUCUGGUGUUCGCUCAGCAGUUCAAGUUCUUCUUUAACUUUUUCUUCCUGGUUCUAGCGGUGACACAAUCAUUGCCGCCGCUACGGGUUGGGCCGUUAUUCACUUAUAUCGGACCUCUUGUAUUCGUCUUGUUGUGUACUAUGUUGAAGGAAGCGAGUGAUGAUAUCAAACGGUGGCGUCGUGAUAAGGCAGUGAAUAGCAAGAAGUAUACGAGGGUCAACACGGCUGUCGGAGAUCUUGAGAAAGUCGCCAGCGCUGAUAUUAAGGUUGGAGAUGUUCUCCAGGUCCUCACCAAUGAGCGGGUCCCAGCAGAUAUGAUAUUAUUACGGACGGAAUUUGGGGAGCAGGAGGGAAAGAACGGCCAAACCUACAUACGAACAGAUCAACUCGAUGGAGAGAAGGACUGGAAGCCUAGGAAGGCCCCCUCGUUGACCCAGGAUCUCGAGGGAUGGAGAGAUCUCUGUGGCGAUGUCCAGAUAUGCGCUAAGGUGGAGGCGCCUCAGAUGAGCAUCUACAAAUUCCUUGGUCGACUAUCUCUUCGUAAACUUGGUGAUAAUGAUGUCCAGAGUGAAGCCUUGGGCCUUGAAAACACCCUAUGGGCGAAUACUGUGGUCACGCAUGGGCCAGUGUACGGUCUAGUAGUGUAUACUGGAGUGGACAGUCGUACUGUUAUGAGCUAUGAUGACAACGCAUCUGAUGAUAAGACGUGCUUACUAGAUAAGCAAGUCGACUUCUGUGCUAAGGUAUGUUUUGCUGUACUAAUAGGCUUGUCAUUCAUGUUGGUACUUUGCCGUGGCCUUCGAGGACAGUGGUGGAUAUUUCUAUUACGGUAUAUCGUCCUACUAUCAUAUAUCAUUCCUAUUUCCCUUCGUGUUAACCUCGAUAUGGCGAAGACCCUUUAUGCCAGUAGGAUCGGUAGCGACUCUAAGAUUCCUGGUACUGUUGCUCGGAACUCAGCUAUUGUGGAGGACCUUGGUACGAUAGACUACGUGUUGACUGAUAAGACGGGCACUCUAACGAAGAACGACAUGGUUUUCAAAAAACUCAGAGUUCCUGCAGGAGAAUACAGCAGCGAUGCUGAUACCCAACAGAUUUCUAUGGUAUGCCAUUGA
Messenger RNA from Perkinsus marinus ATCC 50983, 1440 nucleotides. Its product is annotated as cation-transporting ATPase, putative. Gene Ontology annotation, cellular component: plasma membrane; endosome; trans-Golgi network. The transcript has 10 exons. NCBI's taxonomy places the organism in Eukaryota, Perkinsozoa, Perkinsida, Perkinsidae. The record is from RefSeq and is a predicted model, not a curated record. Gene Ontology annotation, molecular function: ATP binding; ATPase-coupled intramembrane lipid carrier activity; ATP hydrolysis activity. Gene Ontology annotation, biological process: endocytosis; phospholipid translocation; retrograde vesicle-mediated transport, Golgi to endoplasmic reticulum. Bases 1 to 1440 code for a protein of 479 amino acids.